AUUAUUCUUUCGAUUGAGAUGGCCGAUCCAGAUUUUGACACAAAGAACGGGAUUGUCGACGGUCCAACGCCCCCGCACACCGAUCUCUCGGCCCUGUACAAGCAGAGCUUCGCUUAUUACACCUUCCGUGUGCGAUUGCCUUCGACCUUGGCCACCAUUGCCGCCUCCCUGGCCAAGGACAAGGACGAACUGCUGGCCACCUACGGAGUUGCAGCGAGUGCGGAUAUUGAACAAACUACGAAGGCCGUGACGCAGUUGAGGGAGGAAAUCCUAGGCAAUGCUUCUCUGCUGCCCUUCGAGGGCAAAGAACCGGACACUGAGCUGUGGAAUUCAUUCCUUGAAAAACUUCCAGCCGAGAAAAGGACCUACUUUAGUUCAUGUUGGCUUUACGCCGAGUGUUAUAUGUACCGUAAAAUCUCGUCUAUUUUCCGGGGCACCUCCCAUCUGGCCGCCCACGAUUACUUCAGUCCGCAAAAGCAAACGGCCACAAAGCUGAGCGUGGACGCUAUGCUGGCGGUGGCCAAGGCGACGCGGCAUAAUGAGCGAAAUGCGGACACUUUCCGGCAGCUUAUAAAACUGAAUUUGUGGGGCAAUCGUUGCGAUCUAUCCAUCACCUCCGGCAAACAGGUCAAGCCUACUGGUAACGCCUUCGACCAAGUCACCGACCUCGAAGAGAAGCUGCUGAUAGAUGGCACCCUGGACGUCUGGAAAUCCCUUGACGGCGGUUCUAGUGCUGGCAUCGUAGACAUUAUUUUCGACAAUGCCGGCUAUGAGCUGUACACGGAUCUUAUCCUGGCUGAGUACAUAAUUGACAAGGGUUUGGCGGCGAAGGUGCGUCUUAACCCAAAGGCCAUUCCUUGGUUCAUUUCGGACGUGAUGGAGCACGACUACCAUUGGACGCUGCGAUUCCUGGCGGAGCACUCCGAUCCUGUCUUAAGUGAGCUGGGGAAAAAGUGGCAGCGACUCACGGAUGAGGGCAAGUUUGAGCUAGCUCCCCUGGAACACUUCUGGACGAGUCCGUAUGAGUUCUAUCGCAUGCCGGAAGUUAACCCUGGACUCUAUGACCGUCUCAAGGAGGCGCAGCUGGUGAUCUUCAAGGGUGACCUUAACUACAGAAAACUUUUAGGAGAUUUCUCUUGGGACAGCACGGAAUCCUUUGAAACAUGUCUAAGGGGCUUCCGUCCCUCGAAUCUCUGUACUCUGCGGACUGUGAAAGCGGAUCUAAUCUGCGGCUUGGGCGAUGGCGUAGCGGAGCAAUUGUUCGCCAAGGACAAGGAGUGGAUGCUGACAGGCGAAUACGGCAUCAUACAGUUCGCUAGCAAGUAGAGAACUAAGGUCGGGGACGUUGUUAAAUAGUUCAAUUGUAACUUAGUCAUUAGAUUAAAUUGUUAACCAAAGAGUGGAUAGCUUUUUAGGAGAAAGCGGGGCUUUGGAACUCCUUGUAAAUAAUACAAACUUCCUUUUUGAAGCUCUGAUUCCAGUGGUUCACUCUUUGUGAAGGCCUUUUGCAAUGUUAUCCAAGCACAUUAACACUCACACGCAUGUCAGUUGCCCAGAGGGCAAAUAAAUAUUUCAAAAACUA
Messenger RNA from Drosophila bipectinata, 1582 nucleotides. Its product is annotated as damage-control phosphatase ARMT1. The record is from RefSeq and is a predicted model, not a curated record. Gene Ontology annotation, biological process: DNA damage response. Gene Ontology annotation, molecular function: phosphatase activity. Gene Ontology annotation, cellular component: nucleus. NCBI's taxonomy places the organism in Eukaryota, Metazoa, Arthropoda, Insecta, Diptera, Drosophilidae.